CUCUGAGCAUGUGCAGAGCUGCUUGGCGGCGGCUCCCUCGGCCGGAGGCUGGGGCUCAGUGCUGAUGCUAACACCCGACUCGGCCUCUACCCCAGCGUGGUCGGCGCCCCGGGCCCGGGCGGCUGGGAAGGAGCCGUAGCCUCCCCGCGGCCCAAGGAGCAGGCGCGGCCGCGCGCACCCCCCCCGGCGGCCGCGGCGCCCUCGGGGCCCACGAUGAUGGCGGAGCAGGUGAAAUGCGCCUCGGCAGGGGGCGGCUCCGGAGCGGGCUCCGGGCCGGUGGUGAACGCGGAGCUGGAGGUGAAGAAGCUGCAGGAGCUAGUGCGUAAGCUGGAGAAGCAGAACGAGCAGCUGCGGAGCCGGGCGGCCAGCGCGGCCGCCGCCCCGCACCUGCUGCUGCUGCCGCCACCGCCCCCCCGGCCGUCGCCGCCUCGGGGGGCCUGGGGCUGGGGCUGGCGUUGGGUGCCGGGGGCGGCGGGCGGCAGCGGCGGCUCCAGCCCCGCGUUCCCGGGGACCUACUGCCUGCCCAGCCCGGCGCCCUCCCUGCUCUGCAGCCUGGCGCAGCCCCCGGAGGCACCCUUCGUCUACUUCAAGCCGGCGGCGGGCUUCUUCGGCGCGGGCGGUGGCGGGCCGGAGCCGGGGGGCGCGGGGACGCCGCCGGGGGGAGCCACCGCGCCGCCCUCGCCUCCCUCGCCUCCCUCGCCGCCCCCGACGCUGCUGGACGAGGUGGAGCCGCUGGACCUGGAGAGCGUGGCCGCUUGGCGGGACGAGGACGACUACACCUGGUUAUACGUUGGCUCUUCAAAGACAUUCACAUCAUCAGAGAAAUCCCUGAGCCCUUUGCAGUGGUGUAGACACGUCCUAGAUAAUCCGACUCCAGAGAUGGAAGCAGCAAGGCGUUCCCUGUGCUUUAGACUGGAGCAAGGUUACACAUCCAGGGGCUCCCCUCUCAGUCCCCAGUCCUCUAUAGACAGUGAGCUGAGUACUUCAGAAUUGGAAGAUGAUUCUAUCUCCAUGGGAUAUAAGUUACAGGAUCUCACUGAUGUCCAGAUCAUGGCUCGUCUCCAAGAAGAAAGUCUCAGGCAAGAUUAUGCGUCCACUUCAGCAUCUGUGUCCAGACAUAGUUCCAGUGUGUCACUGAAUUCAGGAAAAAAAGGGACAUGUAGUGAUCAAGAAUAUGAUCGAUUCAGUCUGGAGGACGAGGAAGAAUUUGACCAUUUGCCGCCACCUCAGCCUCGUCUUCCAAGGUGUUCGCCUUUCCAAAGAGGAAUCCCCCAUUCACAGACUUUCUCCAGCAUUCGGGAUUGUAGGAGGAGCCCCAGUUCCCAGUAUUUUCCUUCAAAUAAUUACCAGCAGCAACAGUAUUAUUCACCUCAAGCCCAAACUCCAGAUCAGCAACCAAAUAGGACCAAUGGAGACAAGCUCCGAAGAAGUAUGCCUAAUCUAGCUCGGAUGCCAAGUACAACUGCUGUUAGUAGCAAUGCAAGUUCUCCAGUCGCCGUGAGAAACAGUCAGAGUUUUGACUCAAGUUUGCAUGGAGCUGGGAACGGGAUUUCAAGAAUACAGUCUUGCAUUCCAUCCCCGGGACAGCUUCAGCACAGAAUCCACAGCGUGGGCCAUUUCCCAGUGUCCGUCCGACAGCCUCUGAAAGCCACAGCCUACGUGAGCCCCACCGUUCAAGGCAGCAGCAGCAUGCCUGUAUCCAACGGCCUGCAGUUAUAUUCCAGCACGGGGAUCCCCGCGCCAAACAAAGCUGCGGCUUCUGGGAUAAUGGGCCGCAGUGCUCUUCCGAGACCUUCACUGGCAAUAAAUGGGAGUAACCUGCCUCGAAGCAAAAUUGCACAGCCUGUUAGAAGUUUCCUUCAGCCUCCAAAGCCUCUGUCUUCACUCAGCACGCUGAGGGAUGGAAACUGGAGAGACGGUUGCUACUGACGCUGUCUCGCGUACCCUUGAAGAAUGGGAAAGACGUGGAAAUGAGGGUUGAGUUACCUAGCUGGCUAGGUAACCGUGAACGUCGGGAUAUUCUUUCCCUUUUGCAUUUUAACAUAUUUACUGCAUUGUUUUCCAAUGGACCAAGCGCCAGAGACUAAUUAUUGCACUUAAUAUUUGCCUGAGAUAAUACUGCAACGUUCUCAAAUCCACGGUUGCAGUAUUGUGACACUUAGAUCUAGGAAGUUUUUGUAGAACUGCUAUGUACCUGAAUACUUUUUGAGAGAAUUGAGAUGUAUCAAUAAUGCUUUCUUUGCCAUGAGUUUUUUAAAGUAACUUGUUCUAUUUACUUACGUGUUCUAAACAUCUUCCCGUUACAUGUUCUGUAUUUUAAUACAUUGCAUAUUUACAACUAGGUUCUAUAAUUUAUGCUUUGAAAUUUACUUUUUUAUAGUUUACAGGAAUUUUAUUUUUUGUGCCUAUUUCUUUUUACACCUAUGUGAACCACUAUGGAACAACUUAAAUUUUGUGCCAUAAAAAUAUUUUUGUGGUAAGGUACUAUUUUUUUAGCUCUAGGGAUAUAUCAGCAAAAAUCCACCAUACAAUUUGAAAGACCUAAUUUUAUGUUGAAUGAGCACAACAUAAGCUGAAGCAUUGCAAGGAGAUAGCCAGACAGCAGUUAGAUGGUCUUGUCUUUUUCAUUGUUAAUUUAUUGUCCUACGUGGGUUUCAGAUUUAUAAAGGCAUCACAGGCUCAUUGCACUUAAUACCUGCAAUGUUUGCUACUGUACCACAAUUGAUUUUCAAUACUUUAUUACAGAGGAUGAGAAACUGUAAUGUUUUAUUAACAAUGCUUCUGGAAAUGAAUGCAUUUUAAAGCAAAUAAAUCUUUUUGAUAGACCUUUUACAAAACCCAUUUGCACUAAUGAAUGCUUUCUUAUGGUAUAUGACUUAAUAUUUGUUACUGUGUACAUUGCUCUUUUGGAAUGUUCCGAAAUAAAGACUAUUUCAGCAAUA
Messenger RNA from Herpailurus yagouaroundi (jaguarundi), 2942 nucleotides. RefSeq names its product SLAIN motif family member 1 (gene SLAIN1). The record is from RefSeq and is a predicted model, not a curated record. Gene Ontology annotation, biological process: positive regulation of microtubule polymerization; microtubule nucleation; cytoplasmic microtubule organization. Lineage: Eukaryota; Metazoa; Chordata; Mammalia; Carnivora; Felidae. Gene Ontology annotation, cellular component: microtubule plus-end.